Molecule: messenger RNA, 831 nt
Organism: Naegleria lovaniensis
Lineage: Eukaryota; Heterolobosea; Eutetramitea; Acrasida; Naegleriidae
Exons: 2
Coding region: 1-831 (276 amino acids)
Biological process (GO): GPI anchor biosynthetic process
Cellular component (GO): endoplasmic reticulum
Molecular function (GO): catalytic activity
Source: RefSeq, a predicted model, not a curated record
AUGAUCACUUCUUCCAAUAGUAAUACCACGAUCGCCACACACUCAUACAGCAAGGAAUGUUCAAUUUCGUGUUGUACCUUCAAUGUUCAUUCAUUCAAAACUGAUGGCAAGGUUGAUAACCGACAAUUGGUAUUGAAUUAUUUCAUUGAAAAUCAAUAUGAUAUCAUCGGAAUGAACGAAGCCUAUGAAAAACUCAAGAAAAUCAAAAAAAAGUAUUUGAAAAGAGGUCCUGGAGGUCCUCGGACUGUCGUUGGGGUACAAUUUGAGGGAAACUCGUGCGUCGAAUUUGCAUUUGUCACUCAUUUGGAUUACAUUCAGGAAACGAUGAGGAUUCAACAAUUAGCAGAAGUGAUGAACUUUAUGGCUGAAUUUAUGCAAUUUGAUUUAUCAAGCCCGCAAAAAGCUCCAAAAUAUGUAUUGAUGGGAGAUUUCAAUGCAAUGAAUCGAAAAGAAUAUACAUCUGAUUUCUGGAAGUUUCUUCAAGACAUGAGAGACAAGCGAAAGUGGGAACCUGUGAGCAGUGAUCUUAUGAACUGUUUGUUUGACACAAGAAAUCAGGUUCAAAAACACCACAAGAUUUUGUCCAAAUUGGCCCAACAAUUAGCGAUCAUAGAUCCAUGGAGACAAAAAAACAAAGACAAGCUAUUUGAUGGAACACCAAAUACUUCAUCUUCUCGAUUUCACACUAGGAUUGACUACAUACUUUGCAGUCAAGCGAUGCAGACAUUGGUAAGCGAGAGCUAUAUUGACCUCAGAGAGAACACCUUACUCAUAUCAGAUCAUAAUCCUGUCGUUGUCAGAUUGGUCAGCAAAAAUGAUGAUAAUAUCUAG